Molecule: messenger RNA, 4437 nt
Organism: Penicillium oxalicum
Lineage: Eukaryota; Fungi; Ascomycota; Eurotiomycetes; Eurotiales; Aspergillaceae
Product: putative ABC transporter
Exons: 3
Coding region: 1-4437 (1478 amino acids)
Biological process (GO): transmembrane transport
Cellular component (GO): membrane
Molecular function (GO): ATP hydrolysis activity; ABC-type transporter activity; ATP binding
Source: RefSeq, a predicted model, not a curated record
AUGGACCAGAAAUUGCCUCAAAGCGAAGCGGAAACGGAAUCCGACACCAUUUCACGCAACUCAGUCAACUACGAGCAACGUCGGGAAGAAAUUCGCUUGUCAAACCCGCAGGGCAUGACCUCACCUCAAAGAGGCGUUGACGUCGAAAAGGCUGAACAUGAGUUCUCCGAGUUGAACAAACAGUUUUCACAUAUUUCAUACCAGACUCGCCGAUUGUCGAAGCAGGCUUCUCGAGCCUCCAAGCCCAAUGUCACCACCGAGGACGUCGAGAAAGGUAGUACCGCGGCAGAGUCGGAGGAGCCAUGGGACUUAGAGUCUACCUUGCGGGGAAAUCGCGCAGCAGAGCAGGAGGCUGGCAUCAAAGAUAAACAUAUCGGUGUGAUCUGGGAUAACCUUACAGUUCGGGGUAUGGGCGGUGUGAAGACCUUUAUCAAAACCUUCCCUGAUGCAAUCAUCGAUUUUUUCAACGUGCCUGCGCUUGUAAUGCAGUUGUUCGGAUGUGGCAAGCAGGGAGAGGAAUACAAUAUCCUAGAUGGCUUUAAGGGCCUCGCCUUACCCGGUGAAAUGGUACUGGUUCUGGGAAGACCGGGAUCUGGAUGUACAUCUUUCCUCAAGGUGAUUGCAAAUCAACGGUUCGGAUACACCAGUGUCGAUGGAGAAGUUCUGUACGGUCCAUACGAUUCAGAGACAUUUGACAAGCGUUUCCGCGGGGAGGCCGUAUACAAUCAAGAGGACGACGUCCACCAGCCCACUUUGACUGUGAAGCAAACCAUAGGAUUCGCUCUCGACACCAAGAUCCCCGGAAAACGACCACACGGGGUAUCUAAGGCCGAGUUCAAGGAACAGGUGACAAGCAUGUUAUUGCGCAUGUUCAACAUCGAACAUACCGCCAACACCGUAAUUGGAAAUCAGUUCAUUCGUGGUGUCAGCGGAGGUGAAAGACGACGAGUCAGCAUUGCCGAGAUGUUUUCAACUGCUGCAUGUAUUUUGUCGUGGGACAAUUCGACCCGGGGUCUGGAUGCCUCCACUGCGCUGGACUUUGCCAAGUCCCUACGUAUUUUGACGAACAUUUACAAGACAACAACUUUCGUCUCACUCUACCAGGCGUCCGAGAACAUCUACAAGCAGUUCGACAAAGUACUAGUCAUCGACAGCGGCCGACAAGUAUUCUUCGGCUCUACAGGCGAAGCUCGCGCAUACUUUGAGGGGCUAGGAUUUCGUGAGAAGCCCCGCCAAACAACUCCUGAUUAUUUGACAGGCUGCACAGAUCCAUUUGAGAGAGAGUUCAAGGAUGGUCGAAGCGCCGACGACGUGCCCUCCACACCUCAGGCUUUGGCCGAGGCCUUCGAGAAGUCCACGUUGAACCAGCAGUUGAAAAACAGCAUGAGCACGUAUCGCGCACAAAUCCAGGAAACCAACCAGACUUAUGACGAUUUCGAAAUCGCAAAUCUUGAGGCGAAGCGCAAAUUCACCUCGAAGUCGUCUGUCUACUCGAUUCCUCUCCAUUUGCAGAUCUGGGCGCUCAUGCAGCGUCAAUUCCUGAUCAAGUGGCAGGAUAAAUUCGCCUUGACUGUUUCAUGGAUCACUUCCACCGGCAUCGCGAUCAUUCUGGGAACCGUGUGGCUGAAUCAGCCUGAAACAAGUGCAGGCGCCUUCACCCGUGGAGGUCUUCUCUUCAUCAGUCUGCUUUUCAAUGGAUUUCAGGCCUUUGCAGAGCUUGCCGGUACCAUGAUCGGCAGGUCGAUCGUCAAUAAACACCGGGCUUUUACAUUCUACCGACCUAGUGCACUCUUCAUUGCGCAGAUCAUUGUCGACACGACAUUUUCCCUGGCCAAGAUUUUGAUUUUCUCCAUCAUUGUCUACUUCAUGUGUGGCCUUGUCCUCAACGCAGGGGCAUUUUUCACAUUUGUUCUGAUCAUUCUUACGGGCUAUGUUUGUAUGACAGUCAUCUUUCGAACGAUUGGCUGUCUUUGCCCUGACUUUGAUUCUGCCAUCAAAUUUGUCUCGGUCAUAAUUACUUGCUUCAUUUUGACAAGUGGUUAUCUGAUCCAGUGGUCCUCGGAACAAGUCUGGCUACGCUGGAUCUACUACAUUAAUCCUUUUGGUCUCGGCUUCGCGUCUCUAAUGGUGAACGAAUUCAGUCGCUUGACUAUGACCUGCACCAAGGACUCUUUGGUCCCCUCUGGACCUGGGUACACGGACAUUGCCCACCAGGCGUGCACUCUUGCUGGUGGUGAAACUGGCUCGGCUAUCAUUCCAGGCUCAAGCUACCUACUUACAACGUUCAGCUAUGCGAAAGGUGACCUUUGGAGAAACUUUGCCAUCAUGGUCGUGCUGAUCCUGGCCUUCCUUGCCUCUAAUUUGUAUCUGGGCGAAACCGUUCGUUUCGGGGCGGGUGGAAAGACAAUCACAUUCUUUCAAAAGGAAAACGCGGAGCGCAAAGAACUUAAUGCGGCUCUUGCUCUUGCCAAGGCCAACCGACAACCCAAGACAGAUGCGGAGGCGAGUCUGAGAAUCCGCUCAACCUCCGUUUUUACAUGGGAAGAUGUUUGCUAUGAAGUACCUGUACCCUCUGGGACACGUCGAUUACUCAAUUCGGUUUAUGGUUAUGUUCAGCCAGGCAAGCUGACCGCCCUGAUGGGGGCGUCUGGUGCAGGCAAGACAACUCUGCUGGAUGUUCUCGCCGCCAGAAAGAAUAUUGGUGUCAUUUCUGGUGACAUCUUGGUCGAUGGCCGAGCACCCGGAACCGCGUUCCAGCGUGGAACUUCAUAUGCAGAGCAACUGGAUACUCACGAAGCCAUGGCAACCGUGCGAGAAGCUCUUCGUUUCUCCGCCGACCUCCGUCAACCGUUUGAAACACCUCAGUCAGAAAAGUAUGCAUAUGUCGAGGAAAUUAUCAGCCUACUUGAGCUUGAGAACCUGGCGGAUGCCAUCAUUGGAACGCCCGAGACUGGUCUCUCAGUCGAGGAGAGGAAGCGUGUCACAAUCGGAGUUGAACUGGCUGCCAAGCCGGAGCUUCUGCUCUUCCUUGACGAACCAACAUCGGGUCUUGACAGUCAAUCUGCCUUUAACAUUGUUCGGUUCCUAAAGAAACUUGCCGCAGCUGGACAAGCCAUUCUCUGUACGAUCCAUCAGCCGAAUUCGGCACUCUUCGAAAACUUCGACCGCCUGCUACUCCUGCAGAGGGGGGGCGAGUGUGUUUAUUUCGGUGACAUCGGUGCUGACUCCCAGGUCCUGCUGGAAUACUUCCGUCGGAACGGAGCGGACUGUCCUCAUGAUGCCAAUCCCGCCGAAUGGAUGCUUGAUGCCGUCGGUGCAGGGCAAACUCGCCGCCUUGGGGAUCGCGACUGGGGAGAUGUCUGGCGCGAUUCGCCGGAGCUUCAAUCCUUGAAACAGGAAAUUGUCAGAAUCAAAGCAGACCGAGCUCGCUUCAUCACCGAGACGCAUGAUCAGGGCCACCAAGCCAUUGAAAAAGAGUACGCUUCUCCACUGUGGCACCAAAUCAAGGUUGUGGGACGACGUACCCAUCUAGCUUUCUGGCGAUCUCGAAAUUACGGCUUCACCCGUCUUUACACACAUAUUGUCAUCGCGGUCAUCACGGGCUUGGCAUUUUUGAACCUCGACGAUUCCCGUUCAUCGCUUCAAUACCGCAUUUUUGUCAUCUUCAAUGUCACAGUCCUACCAGCAAUUAUCCUCCAACAGGUCCAACCAAAGUACGACAUGUCUAGGCUGAUCUUUUACCGGGAGUCAGCCUCCAAAACAUACAGUCAAUUUGCCUUUGCCGUCUCGAUGAUUCUUGCUGAGAUUCCGUACAGCGUGCUCUGUGCCGCCUGCUUCUUCCUACCACUGUACUAUAUCCCGGGAUUCCAAUCGGCCAGCAGCCGCGCUGGCUACCAGUUCCUCAUGGUUCUCAUCACCGAGAUAUUCGCAGUGACUUUGGGUCAGAUGAUCUCUGCAUUGACCCCAAACAGCUUCAUCGCGUCAUUGCUCAACCCACCAAUUGUCAUCAUCUUUUCUCUGUUUUGCGGUGUGAGCAUCCCGAAGCCUCAGAUGCCCAAGUUCUGGCGUUCAUGGCUUUACGAGCUCGUUCCAUUCAAGCGCCUGAUUGCGGGCAUGGUGGUGACUGAGCUGCAAGGCCGGCCUGUCCAAUGCUCUGGAUUUGAAUGGAAUACUUUUCAGGCACCAGCCAACACGACUUGCGGCGAGUACAUGCAACCAUUCUUUGAACGUGGGGGUAAUGGGUAUCUGCUGGAGAAUGCUACUCAAGCUUGCAAGUACUGUGCGUACAAGGUUGGAGACCAAUUCUAUUCGGCCUUCAGUAUGCACUUUGAUGAUCGCUGGCGUGAUCUAGGCAUUUACGUGGCCUAUAUCGGAUCGAAUUUGAUCAUCCUUUUCAUUGCAAAAAAGUCUCGGUUCUUGAAUUUCAACCGACGUUAG